Molecule: messenger RNA, 2451 nt
Organism: Prorocentrum cordatum
Lineage: Eukaryota; Dinophyceae; Prorocentrales; Prorocentraceae
Source: the annotation of a GenBank genome assembly
GGGAGAAGGGAGGCCGGAUCUGGUGGUCCACCAAUAAUCAGACUGGAGGCUCUCGCUCAUGUCAGGAGAGCGACUGCUUCAAAAAGCCAUGCCAGACAUGCCCCUGGCGGAGUUCUAUGCGCCCAAUCGUUCGCCCAAAACGAAGGGAAAGGAGGGAUGAAGGACGGAGGAGGAAGGGAUGAAGGACGGAGGAGGAAGGGAGGAGCACGGCAACAGCUGAUGGCGCAACCACAUUCCCCAUGCACUGCAAGAGCUCAAACGAAUAUAAAGGCCUUCGUAACCCGCUGACGGCUCGCAAGCCGCACCCUGCCUGCGCUCGAUCGCGAGGGCGCACAGAUCAGGAAAGCCGCCCAAUGCCAGCGCCCUCUCCAGGUCCACCCCGAGGAAGAGGAGGAGGAGGAGGAGGAGGAGGAGGAGGAGGAGUCUGGGUACACUGACGAAAGGAAGAGGGCAGACGCAUCACGAGCAAGAGACGAGAAGAGGGCAAGAAUGUGACUCCACUCUCUCCCACUCGCGCCGAACGCCUCCACCUAUGGAUGUAUCUUGUGGUAGCGCUGGUCGCUGCGACCAGAGCCGGGGAGCGUGCGCCUGUAAACUUCGUUGUGUUCGUCUGAGAGUCAUGCAUCGGGUACGCUGUCGCAAGAGUGGGAAAAGGCGGGAUCGAGGGCAGAGCAGAGGCGGAAGGGGGGAAAGGAUGGAUCUAGGCCUGCGCAGGCAUGUGGGCAGCUCAGCUCAGAACUAGAGUGCGGAAGAUCAGGAGCAUGGUGUAGGACGCCACUGGUGUCGACGUCGCCACCGUCAGCGGCGCUGAGAACGUGAACAGGUACGUGAACAGGAUUACGUUGAAGCUCCUCAGAGGUGCAUACAAGCUCGUCUACCAGGCUUUCAAGAGCUACGCUGCAGCAGCGGAGCGGAACGAGGUCCGAACGGCACAAGUACGGAGCGCCAGGAACAGCCCAUUCGGGGCGAGCAGGUCGUUCGCCACCAACGGCAGCAGCAGGAGCGUCUUCAUGCAGUCGUUCGCCACCAGCAGCAGCGAAAUCGUGAGCAGGGGGAUCCAGGGAUACUGCGUGAUGCAGAAAAUCUUCAUGCACUCGUUCGCCACCAGCGGCAGCAUCAGGAGCGUCUUCAUGCCCUCGUUCGCCACCAGCACCAGCACCAUCGUGAGCAGGGGCAGCGGGAGAUACUUCGUAAAGCUGCACGCCCUCACGCACUCGUUUACCACCAGCGGCAGCCUUAGGCACAACUUUAUGCAAUCGUUCGCCACCAGCGGCAGCUUCAUCGUGAGCAGGGGCAUCGGGAGAGACUUCGUGAGGCAGGAAGUCUUCAAGCACUCUUUCGCCACCGGCGGCAGCAGCAGGUAUGUCUUCAUGCGCUCGUUCGCCACCAGCGGCAGCGUCAUCGUGAGCAGGGGCAAAGGGGAGACUUCGUGAGGCUGUGCGUCUUCAUGCGCUCGCACGCCACCAGCGGCAGCAGCAGGAACGUCUUCAUGCACUCGUUCGCCACCAGCAUGGACGUCACCAGCGGCAGCGUGAGGAAGCUCGAGAACGUCAGCGAGGGCACCAUCGGCAUCGCUCUCAUGACAGACGUCAGACGUCCACGGGGAUUUGAGAAAUUGGUCAAAUAGGUCGCCACCCUCGGCGGCAGCUUCACGUAGUUUUGCAACGACCAGGGCAAGCGGUAGAGCAGCAGGACCAUGAGGCACUGCAGGAGCAGGAGCGAGAAGCGAGACUUGAUGAAGACGCUGUUCACCACCAGCGGCGGCAGCAGCGGGACCAUGCAGAAGAGCAUAAUGAGCGCCACCAUCGAUGGCGAGCCGCCGAACUUCAGAACGUGCAGGUAGAAUGGUACGAAGGUCGCCACCAGCGAGAGCAUCACAAGCGUCAUCGACGGCGCAGCCGGCGGGCUCCCCAGGAACAGGACGUGGAAGCGGACCAGCACUUCGUUGUAGAGUCCGAUGACCUACUCCAGCAUCGAUGGCAAGAGGUGGAAGUGGUCCAGCGCCGUGCCGAGGAGGACCGCGGGGACCCUCGUGGUCAGGCUCGUGGACGCGAAGGUGCUGGAUGAAGCUUGCGACACGGUGCAUGUUGUCGCCCAUGCAGACUCCCAGCGGUGAUAGCGGAAGCCGAUAUCCUUGAGGGGUAGCGGGAGCAGGUGGUAGGAAAGCCUGUAGAGAAGAGGAAUGCGUCGCGGGCGUCGGAGGAGUCCCAGUUGUAGCGCACGGCAUUCGCGGGUGCAGGUCCUGGCCGCCGAACGGUAGUGCGGCAUCUUGUCCCGGCUGACGGCCACCACCAGGAGCGUAACGAGCUGCGCGAUCGGGAUCACCCGAGCGUGCGAGAGCAUGGACAUAUGGAACCGCGGGCCUCGGAUGCGGGCGGCGCGGCGCUCGGCCAGGUGGCCUCGGGCGAGACGGCUACGGUGACCAUUUCGGCCAAGUCCGAGUCCCCGAGG